CGUAAGGACGGCGGACGUCUGCCGGACCCAGGUGAAAAGGCCCACCUGAGUCCUGAGUUAGAGUCUUUCCUGUUUCUUUGGGGCUAGAGGAUUCCAACAAUCUGAUAUUCCUAGAAGUCUUCAGGUACAGUGGAAAGACUGCAGUGACCUAUUAAAGGAAUGCUGAAACCAUGGAUUACCCAUAUAUGCUUUGAGACGUGCUUUAGAUGCAUUUUUCUGGAAGCCCUGCAGUUAGCCCAAAAACUGAAUGUAUUGUAGAACAGACCUAUGGCCAAUGGUGACAGAGUCUACAUAGAACUAUGCUUCGUGGUGUUCUGGGAAAAACCUUUCGACUUGUUGGCUAUACUAUUCAGUAUGGCUGUAUAGCUCAUUGUGCUUUUGAAUACGUUGGUGGUGUUGUCAUGUGUUCUGGACCAUCAAUGGAGCCUACAAUUCAAAAUUCAGAUAUUGUCUUUGCAGAAAAUCUUAGUCGACAUUUUCAUGGUAUCCAAAGAGGUGACAUCGUGAUUGCAAAAAGCCCAAGUGAUCCAAAAUCAAAUAUUUGUAAAAGAGUGAUUGGUUUGGAAGGAGACAAAAUGCUCAUCAGUAGUCCAUCAGAUUUCUUUAAAAGCCAUAGUUAUGUGCCAGUGGGUCACGUUUGGUUAGAAGGUGAUAAUCUACAGAAUUCUACAGAUUCCAGGUACUAUGGACCUAUUCCAUAUGGACUAAUAAGAGGACGUAUAUUCUUUAAGAUUUGGCCUCUGAGUGAUUUUGGAUUUCUACGUGAUAGCCCUAAUGGCCACAGAUUUUCUGAUGAUUAAUAAGUAUUUAGUCUUUUCAUUCUUGUCUUCUGUUCAAGUGAAUUUAUUAUUGCCACUCAAACCAUGUAUUUACUAAUAAACUAUUUGCUUCUCAGUUUGUGAUUUUUAAUUGUUAAAUGUAAAG
This is a messenger RNA of Pteronotus mesoamericanus, 924 nucleotides long. RefSeq names its product inner mitochondrial membrane peptidase subunit 1 (gene IMMP1L). Bases 300 to 800 code for a protein of 166 amino acids. Gene Ontology annotation, molecular function: serine-type endopeptidase activity. The transcript has 8 exons. NCBI's taxonomy places the organism in Eukaryota, Metazoa, Chordata, Mammalia, Chiroptera, Mormoopidae. The record is from RefSeq and is a predicted model, not a curated record. Gene Ontology annotation, cellular component: membrane; mitochondrial inner membrane peptidase complex.